Molecule: messenger RNA, 354 nt
Organism: Medioppia subpectinata
Lineage: Eukaryota; Metazoa; Arthropoda; Arachnida; Sarcoptiformes; Oppiidae
Source: the annotation of a GenBank genome assembly
UCGGCGACUGGACUCCGCCUCCGUCUGGACAUCCCUUCGAUAGUGAAAAGCGGUUCAUCCGUUUGGCUUCACUGCGAUUACGACCUCGAAAUGGAUUCACUCUAUUCUGUUAAAUGGUACAAAAACAAUCAGGAGUUUUACCGAUACAUGAGUGAACCCGAUUCGGUGCCAGACAUACAGCCUCAUCGAGUUUUCUAUCAAUUGGGCAUUUAUGUCGAUUUGUCAAAAUCUAAUUCAACACAUGUUUACCUAAAGAAGACUGAUCUGAAUACUGAGGGCACGUUCACAGCCGAGGUGUCCACCACUACAUUCAAAUCGGUAAAACGACUUAAAGAUUUACGCAUAUAUGGUAUG